Messenger RNA from Wickerhamiella sorbophila, 7254 nucleotides. RefSeq names its product Serine/threonine-protein kinase TOR2. The transcript has a single exon. The record is from RefSeq and is a predicted model, not a curated record. Gene Ontology annotation, biological process: negative regulation of macroautophagy; TOR signaling; protein phosphorylation. Gene Ontology annotation, molecular function: protein serine/threonine kinase activity; protein binding; protein-containing complex binding. Gene Ontology annotation, cellular component: TORC1 complex; nucleus; TORC2 complex. Lineage: Eukaryota; Fungi; Ascomycota; Dipodascomycetes; Dipodascales; Trichomonascaceae. Bases 1 to 7254 code for a protein of 2417 amino acids.
AUGGUGUGGAAAGUGCUGCCAAUCGCCCCCCCUUGGUUGUUGAGUAUGUCCGAGAACCAAAAGGUCGAUGACAAACGAGCUGUCCAUUCAUCAACCCUCACCAGUAUGUCGUCCGAGUCGAUGGCCUUGGCGGCGAUUUUCGCUGCUUUGAGGUCACCGGAAAGGGCUAAGAAGGCACUAGCAGCACGUGAACUGUACGACACCGUGAUGGCGUUUUCGCGGGAGUCCCCGCAGAAUUCAGUGCGACUAAACCAGGAAAUCAACAAGCAAGUUUACGAUCUAAUUCACUCAAGUGAGCCUUCAAACAGAUUAGGUGGUGUCAUUGCAGUCGAUAGAUUGACGAAUGUCGAUACACCAGGCGUCGAAGGAAACUAUCAAUCCACGCGGUAUGCUACCUACUUGCGCACGGCUAUUCAAACCCCAGACUAUGAGGUCAUGAAGGCUGCCGCCGCGGCAAUUGGUAAAAUGACCCAGACAGGAACGCUUGGUGGUGACAUUGUAGAGGCCGAAGUCAACCGUUGUAUAGAAUGGCUCUCUACUGACCGGCAGGAGGUUCGCCGACAAGCUGCCGCAUUAGAGAUCAGAGCUAUCGCCAAGGCGUCCCCAGCACUCAUGUUUGGCUUCAUCAGCAGUGUUGUGGAGGCUCUUUGGAGCGGCAUUCGCGAUCCUAAAAUUGCAAUUCGUCAGGAUAGCGUCGAUGCUUUGGGUGUUUGUCUGGACAUUGUUCUGGAACGUGACCAGGCUAUCAAAGACAACCUGUACUCGGCUGUAUUCAAUGAAGCCGCUGGCGGCUUAAAAUCGAAUAUUACCGAGCAUAUCCAUGGCGCUUUGCUGGUGUACAGAGAGCUUCUACUUCAUACAGGCUCGUUUAUGCAGUCCAAGUUCAAUCAAACGCUUGAGGCUACAUUAAAGUUAAAAGACAACAAGGAUCUCGUUAUCCGACGUACGGUCAUCGAGAUUCUUCCGGACUUUGCCAGUUUCAACCCGGCAGAGUUUACAAAGUCUUAUUUAAAUGAGACAAUGUCUUUGUUUAUGAGUCAACUCUCUUCAAAAUCGUCUUCAGACAAAAGCCUGGCCUUCGUAUCUACAGGCAAACUUUCUUUGGCAGUUAGCACUAGUAUGGCUCCUUAUUUGGGACGAAUUCUAGAGUAUCUCCGAGAAGCUCUUGGUGCUAAGGCUCGCAUCCGCCGUGAACUUGAGGGCGCGGUGUUUAAAUGCCUGGGGAUGUUUGCACAAGCAUUUGGUCAGGCAUUCACAAAGUUCGUGGAUCGGUCAUUUUUGGAUCUCAUGUUCAAUUGUGGAUUGACUCGCCCUCUUUAUGAAUGUUUGCAGAGCCUGUAUGCGUACAUUCCGGCACUGCGUGAGGAAAUCAGUGAUCUCCUGCUGGACAUUAUUAGCCAUGCUCUUUCUGGUUAUAGCUAUAAGAUUCCAGGAAGUCCCAACUAUUCAAUGAGGGUCUCUGAAUCUCUUGCUCGUGAAUAUCGUGAAAGUAUGCUUGCUCGUAUAGGCGGAGACAUGACUGAUACGGAGACAUUGACCAAUCUCAUUUUGAUUUUAUCUGAGUUUGAUUUCAAAGAUAGAAUGUUGGCCACUUUUUGCAAGGAUUGCGUUAUCAAGCACACAUCUAACCCUGAUUCCAGAGUCCGCAAAGCUGCAGCCAUUACUUGCUGCCGUAUUUUUAUCAAGGAGCCUAUUUCCACGCAGGUCAGCGUCAACGCACUAGAAACUGUGCAUGUUGUUUUGGAGAAGCUCCUGACUGUUGGGGUUACCGACACAAGCAGUGAUAUUCGUCUUGAAGUUUUACAGGCAAUGGGCCCCAAGCUGGAUCCUCACCUCGCUCAGCCGGAACAUAUCAAACUGUUAUUUAUGGCAAUGAACGAUGAGCUUUUUGCAAUUCGUCAGGUUGCGGUGAGCAUCUUGGGCCGUCUGUCCAAAAUAAACCCAGCAUAUGUUAUUCCCACUUUGCGCAAAACGAUGAUCGAGUUGUUGACCAACAUGGAGUACUCUUCCAACACUCGGUAUAAAGAAGAAAGUGCCAAACUGCUUUCGACGCUCAUGACGUCUUCAAAGACUCUCAUCAGUCCUUAUGUUGACCCCAUCCUCAAAGUUUUGCUUCCAGCAGCCAAAAAUGCUACUGUAUCUACCGUUACAUCGAGUAUUAUGGAUGCUGUUGGGGAGUUAAGUCCUGUUGCUGGCAAGCAAAUGCUCAAUUACGUUGAUCAGAUUAUGCCCGUGGUUGUCGAUAUGCUCCAAGACCAGGCUUCAGUUGUCAAGCGUGAUACCGCCCUGCGAACACUCGGAAAGCUUGCAUCAAACUCUGAAUAUGUUAUUGAGCCCUAUUAUCAAUAUCCCAAUCUUCUGGGAACUUUGAUCAAAAUUUUGAUUUCCGACGGCAACCAUGUGAUUCAGAGAAACACGGUUCGUUUAAUCGGUAUUUUGGGUGCGUUGGAUCCCUACAAGUAUCGCGAGGUCGAGCACGAAGCUGAUACAAACUCUGAAGGUGAAGAGAAUAACGUUUCAAUUGACGUGAAGCUGGUGCUCAAAGGAACAUCACCAUCCAAUGAGGACUAUAACCCUACAGUUGCAAUGCUUUCUCUUAUGACGCUUCUGAAAGAUCCUGCGUCGGCACCUCAGCACAAGAAUAUCAUUCAAGCAGUUGUAAACUUGUUCAGUUCACUAGGCAUGAAGAGUAUGCUGUUUUUGGACAAGGUCAUUCCGGGCCUUCUUUCUUCUUUGCACGGAAACUCUGGAGAUACGAUCGAGUUUGUUUUUUGGCAGUUGGCUAAAAUUAUUGCUGUUGUCAAGCAGCAUAUUCGCUCUUAUGUUGACGAAAUUUUCGUUGCUAUUAACGAAUAUUUUUCUGUACCUUCUCUGCAGCAGCCUUUACUUGUGGUUAUUGAAUCUUUGGCCGUCGCUUUGGAUGGAGAAUUCAAAACUUUUAUGCCUCGACUAUUGCCAUUACUGAUCGGUAUAUUACAGGCCGAUGAUGGAACCAAGUCUAAAAUUCAGGUUUUGAAUAGCCUCAGAACCUUUGGAGCAAACUUCGAAGAGUACAUCCAUCUUAUCAUUCCGAAUGUUGUUUCAUUGUUUUACUUUUCACCACAAGACCUCCGAGUAGCAGCACUAUCUUGUGUUAGUGACCUGGCGCAAUGCCUUGACUUGUCCGAGAUGGCAUCUCGUAUCAUCCACCCUUUACUCCGCGUAAUGAACUCCACGAAUGACAACAAAAUUCGAGAAGUGUGUAUGGAGACUUUGUGCAAUGUGUGUUAUCAACUAGGACCGUCAUAUGCUGUAUUUGCUGAAUCUGUUUAUCCAACAAUUCAGCGCAUUCGUGGCCAGGUAGAUGUGUCUACUUACGACAAGCUUGUUCACAGAAUUUUGAGGAAUGAGCCUCUCGCUAGCCAUUUUAACCCGUACAGAAAGCCCCUGGACACACAUUUGGACUCCACACCUGCUUCUGAACAAGGUAAGGCCGCUUUCAACCUGAAUCUUAUCCAAGCUGCUUGGGAUGCAACUGGUAGGUCGACGCGUGAAGAUUGGACAGAAUGGUUCCGCAGACUCAGUGUCGAGUUUCUCAAGGGAUCUCCUUCACCAGCCCUGAAGGCGUGUUCUAACAUCGCAACUAUCUCUACUAGUCUCGCUCGUGAUCUGUUCAACCCAAGUUUCUAUACUGUAUGGGCAAAUCUGUCAGAGAACUACAAGGAAGAUCUCAUUGGGAACAUUCAGAAUGCUAUGGCUUCUUCCAAUAUUCCUCCUGAGAUCUUGCAGACGCUGUUGACUCUUGCUGAAUUUAUGGAGCGUGAUGAUCAGCCGUUACCUCUUACACCUCGUGUGUUGGCAUCUUAUGCUCAAAAAUGUCAUGCCUAUGCUAAAGCAUUGCAUUACAAGGAACUCGAUUUUAUCAACGAUCCUUCAGCUAGCACGAUUGAGUCGUUGAUUUCAAUUAACAAUCAGCUGCAGCAAUCGGAUGCUGCUAUUGGUAUACUUAAGCACGCGCAGAACAACCACAGCUUACAGCUCAAGGAGACGUGGUAUGAGAAACUGGGUCGCUGGGAAGAUGCAUUAGCAGCUUACAGGGCCAGAGAAAAGUUGGAGCCAGACUCUAUGGAUGUCGUUAUGGGUAAGAUGCGUUGUUUGCACGCACUUGGAGAAUGGGAUCAACUUUCUAAGAUUGCUAAAGAUCGAUGGGCAAAUUCUACGAGAGAAAGCAGACGUGCCAUUGCACCUCUUGCAGCGGCAGCGGCUUGGGGAUUGGGAUCAUGGGAAGAGAUGGAUACGUACAUCAAUGUCAUGAAACCUGAAUCACCGGACCGCUCUUUCUUCAACUCGAUUCUUUGCUUGCACCGGAACAAUUUCGAAGAGACUGCCAAACAAAUCCAGAGGGCACGAGAUCAGAUCAUCACUGAGCUCACAGCUCUGGUUUCCGAAAGUUACAACCGUGCCUAUGGUGUUGUUGUACGCGCACAGAUGCUUGCUGAACUCGAAGAGAUUAUGCAGUAUAAAAUGCUUCCGGAGAAUGCUGAAGAAGACCGAGCAACUAUUAAGCGAACUUGGGAGAAGCGUCUUAUUGGUAUCCAGCAUAACGUUGAUAUUUGGCAGCGAGUACUCAAUGUCCGCACCUUGUUGAUGCCGCCUAAGCAGAAUAUGGAGAUGUGGGUUAAAUUUGCAAAUCUUUGCCGCAAGUCUAACCGCAUUGGGCUGGCAGAGAAGUCGUUGAAUCUCCUUCUCGAUGUUGAUAACGAAUCUUCUCGUGCCCCUCCUCAGGUUGUUUAUGCCCAGCUCAAGUUUAUGUGGGCUACAGGAAAUCAAAAAGAAGCACUCAAGUAUCUGAUCGACUUUACAGCCCGCAUGUCUCAUGAUCUCAAUUUAAGCAAUGACGACCUUAUUUCCCAGCCAUUGCCCUCUGAGCUUCCAGGUACCACACCAGAAAUCCUCAGUUACACCAAACUUCUUGCGCGUUGUUUCUUGAAACAGGGCGAGUGGCAAGUUGCGCUGAACACAGAUUGGAAAGAGAGCGCCGAUGAUAAGGCUAGCAUCCUGGGAUCUUAUCUUUUAGCAACACAUUUCGACCGAGGCUGGUAUAAGGCAUGGCAUAACUGGGCUUUGGCUAAUUUCGAGGUCGUAUCUUUGUAUGAGCAUUCCGUGCAGAAAGCUCUUGAUGCUGCCAACAACGAAAAUGGUAACUCCACUGAUGCUGAUGAGGAUGAUGAGAUGGAGGAUACUGAACUUGGCGGAGGAGCUGGGCCAACAGCAUUGGUACCUGGAGCUGCGGUUGUAGGAGCAGAGGGUGAAUCACACUGUGUCCAAGCUCAUGUUGUUCCGGCAAUCAAAGGAUUUUUCCACUCUAUCACGCUUGCACACAAAUCUGCGCUGCAAGAUACCCUGCGACUUUUAACGUUGUGGUUCAAGUAUGGUGGUCUUACCGAGCCGGCACGCGCUAUUAGCGAAGGAUUUGGAAUGGUUAAUCUUGAGGUGUGGUUAGAAGUUACACCUCAACUGAUUUCACGUAUCCAUCAGACGGAUGAUACUGUGCGCAAAGCUUUGCACGGGUUACUCGCUGAACUGGGUAAAAAACAUCCUCAAGCUUUGGUACAUCCGUUGCAAGUGUCCAUCAAAUCAGAUGAUCCCGCAAGUCGAGAAGCUGCUGAACACAUUUUGGAUCAGGUUCGCUCGCAUUCGUUGCACUCUUCGAUUAUUGUUGAGCAAGCAGAUAUGGUUGCCCAUGAGCUGAUUAGAGUCGCUGUACUUUGGCAUGAACAAUGGCACGAAGGGCUGGAAGAUGCUUCAAGAUACUUUUUCGUGGAGCACAAUAUCCCGAAAAUGUUUGCUACUUUGGAGCCCUUGCAUACCACCUUGGAGAAGGGACCUACAACUUUGCGUGAGAUGUCUUUCCAGACUGCUUUUGGCCGCGAUUUACAUGAUGCGUAUGAAUGGACACAGAAUUUCAAGCGUACCAAUGAUAUGGCACUUCUCAAUCAAGCUUGGGAUAUUUAUUACUCUGUUUUCAGAAGGAUUUCUCGCCAGCUACCUCAGCUUACAUCUCUUGAUUUACAGUAUGUUUCUCCAGCUUUGCAGAAUGCCAAGAACCUUGAUUUGGCUGUUCCCAGAACAUAUGAGCCCGAUAAACCGGAAAUCACGAUUGUUUCAUUUGAUCCGACGUUCGCUGUGAUUUCGUCCAAGCAACGUCCUCGGCGUUUCACCGUUCGGGGAUCAGAUGGUAAAGAUUAUCAAUACGUGCUAAAAGGUCACGAAGACAUCCGUCAAGAUUCGCUUGUCAUGCAGCUCUUCGGACUUGUCAACACAUUGCUUGCUGAUAAUGCUGAAUGCUUCAAGCGCCAUUUGUCAAUUCAUCAGUACCCCGCAAUUCCACUGUCCCCUAAAGCUGGUCUUUUGGGAUGGGUUCCUCAUUCGGACACUCUGCACUAUCUCAUUCGUGAGUAUCGCGAUGGCAAAUCCUUGCUGAAUAUUGAGCAUCGUAUUAUGAUUCAAAUGGCACCAGAUUAUGAGAACUUGACACACUUGCAAAAGAUCGAGGUCUUCACAUAUGCUUUGGACAAUACAAAGGGACAGGAUUUGUAUCGUAUCCUGUGGCUCAAGUCACGCUCUUCAGAGGCAUGGCUCGACCGUCGCACGAACUACACAAGAUCGCUCGCAGUUAUGUCUAUGGUUGGCUACAUUUUAGGAUUGGGUGAUCGUCACCCAUUGAACCUGAUGCUAGAUCGCAUCUCAGGUCGCAUUGUUCACAUCGAUUUCGGUGACUGUUUCGAGGCGGCCAUUUUGCGGGAAAAGUUCCCCGAGAAGGUGCCUUUCCGUCUAACACGCAUGCUAACAUUUGCAAUGGAGGUCUCCGGCGUAGAGGGGUCUUACCGCAUCACCUGCGAGCAUGUGAUGGCGCUACUGAGAGACAACUCGGAGUCACUUAUGGCUAUUCUGGAGGCCUUUUCUAACGACCCUUUGAUUAACUGGGGUUUCGACCUUCCCAAUAAAAAGGAUGAAGAUGAGCGCCCGGGCGAAGAAAAAGCGUCUCAAGUUGUCGCUGACGACGGCCUUACCGAGGACCAGAAGCGUGAGGCUGAAAUUCGCAACGCCCGUGCCCAGCUUGUCUUACGUCGCAUUCGCGACAAGUUCACCGGCAACGACUUCAAGCGGCACCGUGAUCUCAAUGUUCCCGACCAGGUUGAUUUGCUCAUUCACGAAGCAACAAAUAUUGAAAAUCUGUGCCAGCAUUUUAUUGGCUGGUGCUCUUUUUGGUAG